Molecule: messenger RNA, 719 nt
Organism: Aaosphaeria arxii CBS 175.79
Lineage: Eukaryota; Fungi; Ascomycota; Dothideomycetes; Pleosporales
Exons: 3
Coding region: 109-495 (128 amino acids)
Source: RefSeq, a predicted model, not a curated record
UAAAAGCUUGCUCGACCACAUUUUCUCCAUUUUAUUCAUGACAGCCAAUUCAUAAAUACGCUAAUUCAUAAACACGCUAAGUUUUCUCUCACCGUGUUGAGGCUCGUUAUGGAAUCAGCUAUGAUUGUUAUUUUCGUAUCAUCAACCUUGCUCGUACGCUCGACCCACAGUCAUCCACUUCCUACCCCAACGCCCAGUCCAGAACCAAGUGACCUUGAGAAUUCGAAUCAAGAAACAGCGUCAUUUCUUGUCAAUUGCGCGACCCUUGUGGUCACUAUAUUAUUCGGCAUAAUUGCUGCCUGGCUGCAGUGGAAGUGCGGACGAAGGCAAACCCAAUCCAUUCCGUUUCCAGUGUCUCAUUCAUCAGGAUCUAUAAUUUUACGACGCACCCUAUUCGCCAGCGAAUUCUAUUACGCUGCCUCCGCUGAAACCCGUUCACAGAAUGGCCACUCAAGGCCUAUACCUACUCGUCGAAGGAUGGCUGGAACGACUUGAAUAUUUCAAGUUUGGCAUCUAAAUAUGUUCAGCACAGCUUACACUGUUCUUCUGGAAAGUUCAAACAGGAGAAUAGGCCAGCUCGACUUUAUCAACACUCACAAGCUAUCCCGAAUGACUAUCAUCAUUACUAGCACCACUAUUCCUAUCACUUGGGAUCGAGAUCGUAGACAAAGGAAACGAAGGAGGACAGUACAUGCCCUAGAUAAUAAAUGCACUCAGAA